GUUCCCCAGGCGGGGAGGUGAGGGCUGUCACGUCCGCCGUCUUCCCCAAAGAGCAGCGUGCCGGUGCGGGUUUUGGCUACAGGCUCGGCAUGCUCCACGUAAGACCAGAGACACUGGUGCUCCUGGGAGCUCUACUGACCGGAUCCCUGGAUCCGGCGGGCGGCGCGGACACACUCUCACUGCCCUGGGAAGUGCAGCGCUAUGACGGCUGGUUCAACAACCUGCGGCACCACCAGCGCGGCGCGGCAGGCGGCCCAUUGCGACGCCUGGUACCGGCCAAUUACGCAGACGGCGUGUACCAAGCUCUGGGAGAGCCGCAGCUGCCCAACCCGCGCCAACUCAGCAACGCCGCCAUGCAGGGCCCAGCCGGGCUGCCAUCCCGCCGCAACCGCACCGUGCUGGGGGUCUUCUUCGGCUACCACGUACUCUCGGACCUGGUGAGCAUAGAGAGACCUAGCUGCCCCGCCGAGUUCCUCAACAUCCACAUCCCACGUGGGGACCCUGUGUUCGACCCUGACCGGCGCGGGGACGUGGUGCUGCCCUUCCAGAGGAGCCGCUGGGACCCCAAGACCGGACAGAGCCCCAGCAACCCCCGGGACCUGACCAACGAGGUGACGGGCUGGCUGGACGGCAGCGCCAUCUAUGGCUCCUCGCACUCCUGGAGCGACGCGCUGCGGAGCUUCUCUGGGGGGCAGCUGAAGUCGGGGGCCGACCCCGCCUUCCCCCGGGACGCGCAGGAGCCCCUGCUCAUGUGGACCGCGCCCGACCCCGCCACGGGACAGCGCGGGGCCCGGGGGCUGUAUGCCUUCGGGGCCGAGCGAGGGAACCGCGAGCCCUUCCUGCAGGCGCUGGGCCUGCUCUGGUUCCGCUUCCACAACCUGUGCGCGCAGAGGCUGGCCCGCGAGCACCCGCGCUGGGGGGACGAGGAGCUGUUCCAGCACGCGCGCAAGAGGGUCAUUGCCACCUACCAGAACAUUGCUCUGUAUGAGUGGCUGCCCAGCUUCCUGCAGAAAACACCCCCAGAAUAUACAGGGUACCGCCCUUUCCUGGACCCCAGCAUCUCUCCAGAGUUCCUGGCAGCCUCUGAACAGUUCCUCUCCACCAUGGUGCCCCCUGGCGUCUACAUGAGAACUGCCAGCUGUGAUUUCCAGAAUAUCACCAUGGGUCUUAACACCUCUAGAGCUCUCAGAGUCUGCAACAGCUACUGGACUCGGGAGAACCCCAACCUGAACAGUGCCCAGGCAGUGAAUCAACUGCUGCUGGGAAUGGCCUCCCAGAUUUCAGAGCUGGAGGACAGGAUAGUGGUUGAAGAUCUUAGGGAUUAUUGGCCUGGCUUUGGCAAGUUCUCCCGCACAGACUACGUGGCCAGCAGCAUCCAGCGUGGCAGGGAUAUGGGGCUGCCCAGCUAUAGUCAAGCUCUGCUAGCCUUGGGUUUAGAGAACCCGAAGAACUGGAGUUACUUCAACCCCAAUGUGGACGCCCAGGUGUUGGAGGCCACAGCUGCCCUGUACAACCACGACCUGUCCCUGCUGGAGCUACUCCCUGGGGGGCUCCUGGAGAGCCAGGGAGACCCCGGACCCCUUUUCAGUGCCAUAGUCCUAGACCAGUUUGUGCGUCUGCGGGAUGGUGACCGUUACUGGUUUGAGAACACCAAGAAUGGGCUGUUCUCCAGAGAAGAAAUUGCAGAAAUCAGAAACACCACUCUGCGGGACGUGCUGGUGGCUGUCACUAACGUGGACCGCAGUGCCCUGCAGCCCAAUGUCUUUAUCUGGCAUGAAGGUGCACCGUGUCCUCAGCCCAAGCAACUCACAAUUAAGGAUUUGCCAACCUGUGUGUCCAUGACCGUGACUGACUACUUUGAGGGCAGUGGUCCUGGUUUUGGUAUCACCCUCGUGGCUCUCUGCUGUCUUCCUCUAGUGAGUCUGCUUAUCUCUGGGGUGGUGGCCCAUUUCCGGAGCCGAGAUCUCAAAAGAUUACAAAAGAAAGGCAAAGAGAGUAUGAAGAAGGAGGCAGCCAAAGAUGGAAUACUAGCGAUGGAGUGGCCAGGCCCUAGGGAGAGCAGCUACCCCGUCAUCAUUCAGCUGCUCCCAGACAAGUGUCUUCAGGUUCUGGAUAUGCGACUCUCUGUGCUGCGCACCAUCCAGCUGCGGCCCCUGCAGCAGGUCAACCUCAUUCUGUCCAACAACCGUGGAUGUCGCACCCUGCUGCUCAAGAUCCCCAAGGAAUAUGACCUGGUGCUGCUGUUUAACUCCGAGGAGGAGCGAAGAAACUUCAUUCAGCAUCUGCAAGACUCCUGUGUGCAGUGGGCUCUGGGUCUCCACAGGGCUGAGAUGGACGAGAAUGAGCUGUUCAGGAAGGCUGUGACCAAGCAGCAGCGGGGCCGCAUCCUGGAAGUCUUCUUCAGACACCUUCUUCAGGCGCUGGACAUCAAGCCUGAUGCAAGGGCUCAGCCCCUGGACUCGCCACAGGAGGUACGAGAGGCUCUGACAUGUGAGCUGAGUAGGGCUGAGUUUGCUGAGUCCCUGGGCCUCAAGCCCCAGGACAUGUUUGUGGAGUCCAUGUUCUCUCUGGCCGACAAAGACGGCAAUGGCUACCUGUCCUUCCGGGAGUUCCUGGACAUCCUGGUGGUCUUCAUGAAAGGCUCCCCAGAGGACAAGUCCCGUUUGAUGUUCACCAUGUAUGACCUGGAUGCAAAUGGCUUUCUCUCCAAGGAGGAAUUCUUCACCAUGAUGCGGUCCUUCAUUGAGAUCGCCAACAACUGCCUGUCCAAGGCCCAGCUGGAGGAGGUGGUGGAGUCCAUGUUCCGGGAGUCAGGCUUCCAGAACAAGGAGGAGCUGACAUGGGAGGACUUCCACUUUAUGCUGAGGGACCAUGACAGUGAACUCCGCCGCACGCAGCUCUGUGUCAAAGGUGAAGGUUUUAGAAACAUCUUUAAACCAAACAUCAACUGUCGAGUUUCAUUCAUCACUCGAACUCCUGGAGAAUGCUCCUGCUCCCAAAGAGGGGGGCUCCCUGCCUCAGAAGUCCCAGAGCUUGGAGGACCUGGGCUGAAGAAGAGGUUUGGCAAAAAGGCAGUGGUGAUCUCUCCGCCGCUGUACACGAAGGCGCUGCCGGAGAAGAGGCAGAGGGGCCUGCUGGCCCAGAAGCUGCAGCAGUACAAGCGUUUCGUGGAGAACUACCGGCGGCACAUCGUGUGCAUCACGAUCUUCUCAGCCAUCUGUGCAGGCCUGUUUGCAGAGCGCGCCUACUACUAUGCCUUUGCCUCGCCACCCUCGGGCAUCGCACAGACCACCUUUGUGGGCAUCAUCCUGUCGCGGGGCACGGCCGCCAGCGUCUCCUUCAUGUUCUCCUACAUCCUGCUCACCAUGUGCCGCAACCUCAUCACCUUCCUGCGGGAGACCUUCCUCAACCGCUACGUGCCCUUCGACGCCGCCGUGGACUUCCAUCGCUGGAUCGCCAUGGCUGCUGUUGUCCUGGCUGUUCUGCACAGCGCUGGCCACGUGGUCAAUGUCUACAUCUUCUCAGUCAGCCCCCUCAGCAUGCUGGCCUGCAUCUUCCCCGGCGUCUUUGUGGAUGAUGGGUCCCAGGUUCCCCAGAAGUUCUACUGGUGGUUCUUCCAGACUGUCCCAGGUAUGACAGGAGUGCUUCUGCUCCUGGUCCUGGCCAUCAUGUAUGUCUUCGCCUCCCACCACUUCCGGCGCCGCAGCUUCCGGGGCUUCUGGCUGACCCACCAUCUCUACGUCCUGCUCUACAUCCUGAUCAUCAUCCACGGCAGCGUUGGCCUGGUCCAGCUGCCCCGUUUCCACAUCUACUUCCUGGUCCCGGCACUAAUCUACGGGGCAGACAAGCUGGUGAGCCUGAGCCGGAAGAAGGUGGAGAUCAACGUGGUAAAGGCCGAGCUGCUGCCUUCAGGGGUGACCCACCUGCAGUUCCAGCGGCCCCCAAGCUUUGAGUACAAGUCAGGACAGUGGGUGCGGAUCGCCUGCCUGGCUCUGGGGACCAAUGAGUACCACCCCUUCACACUGACCUCUGCGCCCCAUGAGGACACGCUCAGCCUGCACAUCCGGGCGGCAGGGCCCUGGACCACUCGCCUCAGGGAGAUCUACUCACCCCCGACCAACGGCUCUGACAGAUACCCGAAGCUGUACCUUGAUGGACCAUUUGGAGAGGGCCACCAGGAGUGGCAUAAGUUUGAGGUGUCAGUGCUGGUGGGAGGAGGCAUUGGCGUCACCCCCUUUGCCUCCAUCCUCAAAGACCUGGUCUUCAAGUCAUCCUUGGGCAGCCAAAUGCUCUGUAAAAAGAUCUACUUCAUCUGGGUGACACGGACCCAGCGGCAGUUCGAGUGGCUGGCUGACAUCAUCCGGGAGGUGGAGGAGAAUGACCACCAGGACCUGGUGUCCGUGCACAUCUACAUCACCCAGCUGGCUGAGAAGUUCGACCUCAGGACCACCAUGCUGUACAUCUGUGAGCGGCACUUCCAGAAGGUGCUGAACCGGAGUCUGUUCACGGGUCUGCGCUCCGUCACCCACUUUGGUCGCCCCCCUUUUGAGCCCUUCUUCAACUCCCUGCAGGAGGUUCACCCAAAGGUACGGAAGAUCGGGGUAUUCAGCUGCGGCCCUCCAGGAAUGACCAAGAAUGUAGAGAAGGCCUGUCAGCUCAUCAACAGGCAGGACCAGGCCCACUUCGUGCACCACUAUGAGAACUUCUGAGCCCACCCCCCUGGUGCCUGUUUCUCCUCCGAGGACUAGCCCACCUGGCAGUUUCUUUGUCAGAAUUCACUUGUGGCCUCAGUUGGACAGCCACUCCCUCAUUACCCCACAUCCACAUCUCCCAUGCUCUGAGAAGGGAGAGGAGCCUUGGCCUGUUUGGCUUAGUUGGUGGAGCAUCAUCCUGUGCAUUGAAAGGGCACCAGUUGGAUUCCAGUCAAAGCACAUGCCCAGGGUGCCAGCUUCAUCCCUAGUAGGAGGUGUGCA
Molecule: messenger RNA, 4973 nt
Organism: Myotis lucifugus (little brown bat)
Lineage: Eukaryota; Metazoa; Chordata; Mammalia; Chiroptera; Vespertilionidae
Gene: DUOX2
Product: dual oxidase 2
Exons: 34
Coding region: 90-4709 (1539 amino acids)
Biological process (GO): defense response; response to oxidative stress; superoxide anion generation
Cellular component (GO): plasma membrane; NADPH oxidase complex
Molecular function (GO): peroxidase activity; superoxide-generating NAD(P)H oxidase activity; calcium ion binding
Source: RefSeq, a predicted model, not a curated record